ACUGUUGUGUUGUGUUUCAGAUCGCUCCUGCUUGCAAGUACGUGCUACAUUUGAACCAUUUGGAUCUCGCGCUAAAUACCAAGACUCGAUGUUUUGGAUCUGAUUGGUUCGUCUAUAUAUUGUGGUCAUGUCAACCGUAAACUUUAUUCUAUAUAUAAAUACAAGUGAAACUCUCAGUGAAAGAUUUCUCACAUGUACGUGAAAGUGUCCUUUUUUCAUGAUAGAAAUAGCGGUAAGCAUGUGAAGAUUUAAGAGUCCUCGGAAAUAUAUGAUAAAGCCUCAAGACUGUCCAAGAAACCUGUCUUAACAUCUAAUGUUAAGCUAUUUCAAGGGGACCGGAAGUAGGUGUUAGUUGGGACAUAAUAUUAAGCUCAUUGGUGAUUUACGUCAGCUGUCAUUGUACAGGCAAGCAAUGCAUACUUAUGUCGCGUCAGUUAAAUUUUGUAACUGGUAAUCCAAACAAAUUGACUGAAUUCCUUAAAAUUAUUGGUGAGGAAUUUACUGGAAAAGUAAAAACAGUUGAUCUAGAUUUACCUGAAGUUCAAGGUAGUAUCGAAGAAGUGAGUAUACAAAAAUGUUUAUCUGCUUUUAAAAUAAUCAAUGGACCUGUAUUAAUCGAAGAUACAGCACUUUGUUUUAAAGCACUGAAUGGAAUGCCUGGGCCUUUCAUUAAAUGGUUUUUAAAAGCGGUUGGUCCUGAUGGACUACCUCGUAUGUUGAUUGACUUCAAUGAUUAUCGUGCAGAGGCUGUAUGCACUUUUGCUUAUUGUGAUAGCCUCGAAAAACCAGUACAAUUAUUCACUGGUAUCACAUCAGGUUGUAUUGUUUCACCUCGUGGACCACGUGAUUUUGGAUGGGAUUGCAUAUUUCAACCGGAUAACUUUGAACAAACUUAUGCUGAAAUGGAUAAAUCUAUAAAAAAUUCCAUAUCACAUCGAUAUAAAGCGUUAGAAAAAGUGAAGUCUUUUUUGCUGAAUCAUGGAGCUUAAUGAAAGCAGUUUUUUUUCUCAGUUUUGAACAAAAACAAACGUUUAUAAAAGGAAUAUUGAUAUUUUGAAUUAAUUAUUUUAUACAUUUAGAUUGAACUACUUUUUUUAUUUCAAGUAACAUAGAAAUAUUACUGAUUUAUGUUUAAACUCAUUAAAUAGGAUACAAUGGAGAAACAUCAUAAUUUCUUGAUAAAGUUAAGUGAUUAGGUUUUUCUAAAAAGGGUUUCUUCUACUCACUCGUUCAGAGUUUAAAGAUCCUCUAUGUUUUUGUCAUUUAUAUUCGUUAUAUGCUGUAGAAAUUGCCUAAUAAUUACACAACUUGGAUCACACGGG
Molecule: messenger RNA, 1322 nt
Organism: Schistosoma intercalatum
Lineage: Eukaryota; Metazoa; Platyhelminthes; Trematoda; Strigeidida; Schistosomatidae
Source: the annotation of a GenBank genome assembly